Cucurbitaria berberidis CBS 394.84 is the source of this 1029-nucleotide messenger RNA. RefSeq names its product receptor expression-enhancing protein 2. Bases 1 to 1029 code for a protein of 342 amino acids. The transcript is spliced from 2 exons. The record is from RefSeq and is a predicted model, not a curated record. NCBI's taxonomy places the organism in Eukaryota, Fungi, Ascomycota, Dothideomycetes, Pleosporales, Cucurbitariaceae.
AUGUUCAGCUUCAUUGCCGACGGGUUGACCGUCGCCACCACCGUCCUCUUCCCCAUCUUCGCCUCGUACAAAGCCCUACACACCUCGGAUCCCGCUCUCCUCGCCCCGUGGCUCAUAUACUUCGUUGUCCUCAGCAUCUUGACGAUCGUCGAGAACACCUUCGACUUCAUCCUCAGCUGGGUGCCCUUCUACUCUUGGAUCCGUUUCUUCAUCCAUCUCUACCUCAUCUUACCGGGCUCCCAGGGCGCUUCUUUCCUCUAUCAGGAAUAUAUCGAGCCGUUCCUGUACCACCAUGAAAGGGAGAUUGACGACUUUAUAAGCGAGAGCCAUGAUCGUGCGAGGAAGGCGGGGAUGGUGUAUAUCGAGAUGGGGAUUGAGUGGGUGAAGGUUAAUCUCUUGGGAUUCGCGCCCAGACAGCCUGAUCAACCGAGGCCCGCGGGACAGACUUAUGCGCAGAGCUUGAUGACCAGAUUUCAGAUGCCCUCUGCAAGAGGAAGUAACGACUUGUAUGGCCUGGUCAAUCAGGCGCUCAGCGGAGCAAGCGCUCUCUAUGGAGCUGGGAAUAAGGACGCGCAAGCUGCGGAUCUGAGCCGCGGCGCGGCGCGGCUGGUCCCGGACUCAAUCCGCAACAAUGACGAUAGACUAAACUACGUCACAUCGCAGCGCCAGCGUCUUGAGACGCUUCUCCAAGCAUUCGACCACGAGCAGGAGAACAUCCGCACACAACAAUCAGGUGGAAGCAGAUACUACGAGAGCAGCAGUGGCGGUCUGUCGAGGAACAGGAGCGAAGCCGAGUUCGACAGGAUCGAGCGCGAUGAGAUCAGCUCGGGCUCUGAGCGACCUCCAUACCCCACUACACCACCACCCCUAGGCCGACAAACGAGCACUGGCUGGAUGCCGUGGAACUGGCAGCGUCAGACUCAGCCCUACGAUGACCCGCUAGCAUAUGGCAAAGAACCUGGGGACUCGAGGAGCAGUGACAUAAGGAAUAGGGCGAGGGCAAGCGGCUUCGACCUCGGGGAUCGUUAG